UAUGUCCAUGUUUUCCGGCAAUUUUGGUGGCACCGAAAAUGCCAUGGUAGGCAUGAAAAAGGGUAGAGGCAGAGUUUCCUUUCAAAUUUCCAUAAUGUCGUUUACCCCAUUUUUGGACACUAAAUCAAAUCAAAUGGACACAUUGUUUUCUCUUCAUCCUUGUCUUGGUGUUGGUGUAAUUGCACCUCCAAAACCAAAACCAAAACCAAUUUCGUUACCCUUUUCUAACCACCCGAAACAACAAACGGCUUUUGGCAGAUUUACCUUCUUCUUGGUAAUUUCUUCUUCUCUCCAAAAUAAUUAACCAAACCAUUAUUAAUGGGGAUAUUGUAUGGAAUGGUGGCAAGGGGGCAGGUGGUUCUGGCUGAGUUCAGCGCCACCCAGAGUAAUGCUAGUGUAGUAGCCAAACAGAUACUCAGCAAGAUCAAUCAAGGGAGUGAUAACAAUAAUGAUUCCAAUGUUUCCUUUUCCCACGAUCGCUAUGUUUUUCAUGUCAAGAGGACAGAUGGCCUCACUGUUCUUUGCAUGGCUGAUGAUGCAUUUGGAAGAAUAGCCCCUUUUGCAUUUCUUGAAGAUAUUCAUAAAAAAUUUGUGAAGACGUAUGCCCGUGCUAUUCUUUCAGCUCCUGCCUAUGCCAUGAAUGAUGAGUUCUCAAGGGUCUUGAACCAACAGAUGGAAUAUUACUCCAAUGACCCAAAUGCUGACAGAUUAAACCGUCUCAAAGGUGAAAUGACUCAGGUGAGAACUGUGAUGAUAGACAACAUUGACAAAGUGUUGGAGAGAGGUGGUCGGUUGGAGCUGCUGGUGGAGAAAACUUCAGCAAUGAAUAGCAAUUCGAUUCGUUUCAAAAGGCAGUCCCGCCGUUAUAAAAAUAACCUGUGGUGGAGUAAUGUUAGGCUAACGGUUGCACUUGUUAUAAUUUUCGUCAUUGUCGUUUACAUUAUACUCGCCUUCAUCUGCCAUGGUCCCUUGUUGUCUUCGUGCUGGAGAUAAGAUCUGGAGGCUAAUAGUAAAAAAAAAUUGCACUAUUUUUUGAGACCAUUGAACUACUUAUUUAAGUUAUUCAGAAUAUAAUUUAUUGGGUCAACCAAAAAGGGAAUAUAAUUUAUUGAUAUGCGAUCAUUUAUCAGAUGUUACCAAUCUAGGCUUGUGCAUGUUUUAGAAAGUAAUUAAGCAUUGUGGAUGCACUCUAUAUAGAAGGUAAUAUAUGAUGUUUAUGCAAUAUAGAAACUAUAACUAUUUUUUAAAAUGUCAAUAUUGUU
Molecule: messenger RNA, 1262 nt
Organism: Glycine soja
Lineage: Eukaryota; Viridiplantae; Streptophyta; Magnoliopsida; Fabales; Fabaceae
Product: vesicle-associated membrane protein 711-like
Exons: 4
Coding region: 319-993 (224 amino acids)
Biological process (GO): vesicle-mediated transport
Cellular component (GO): membrane
Source: RefSeq, a predicted model, not a curated record